Molecule: messenger RNA, 626 nt
Organism: Cydia splendana
Lineage: Eukaryota; Metazoa; Arthropoda; Insecta; Lepidoptera; Tortricidae
Exons: 1
Coding region: 20-574 (184 amino acids)
Source: RefSeq, a predicted model, not a curated record
CGCCGCAAAACAACGCGCAAUGUGCAUUAAGCGUCUGAUUCUGGUUUUGGCAGUGUUAUUUGUGCAUUGUGAAAGUUCCAGAGAAUCGCAAUGCAUCGAUUAUUACAAAACGGGAAAUAACUUCGAUCUGAGUACCCUUCAAGGAAUUUGGUACGCUGUAUACUUCUGGCCACCGAACAGCCGACAGAGAAAAAGUUGUGAAGUGAUUAAUUUUAAAAAGUUAUCUCAGGAUGAAGUAAUUUCACUUCAAAGUGCUUGUUCCAGCUCUAAUGUGUCGGGAAACACGAACGUUGUACAGUCGUCGUACGUAAACAACGUUGGGAAGUUGACUACAGUCACUUAUUACGGAGAUCAUGAAGUCAAAUCUCUCUACCGCUCGUGCGACCGGAUCUACAAGUAUUUGUUCAUACCUGUGAAGGAUAAUUAUGUGAUGGGCAUAAACUGUUCGUCGGGUGGACGGGGCGUGCUUUUGGCGAAGAGCUUGGGGUCAGCCACCGAAAUCCAGAGGACUGUUGAGAGCAUAGAUGUCAUGACUGGAAGAGAAGGGAGCCCGGAUUGUCCCCUGAAAUUUUGAUUCGUGUAACAAUGUCCCAGAGCAAGAAACUUAACCAAAGAUCAACUUUGAC